UGUGUGCGUUAUGUCGUGCAUUGUUAUACAUAUAUAUGUAUAUAGAGCGCAGUGUCAAAGUUGAAAAUAGAAGUGACGGAUUCUAUCAGAAAUUAAUCAUAUUGUUAUCGAGUUUCACGCACGGCUCUACUCGCGGUAAUUCGACAGCAACGCGUCUCGCGUGGGAAGGGGGGGGGCGGGCCAUUUUCAUAAGCGAUUCUGAUAUUUUUUCUUCCACGGUAUGUCAGAGGGCGAGGCUUUGUCGCAGAAGAAGCAGCAACCAUUUCACUCGCAGCAACAGCAGCAAAUCGGAGCAGGCCCGAUGGCGAAUAUGGCGUGGCAAUAUCCUACGAAUAAUAUGCACAACAUGUUUCCUCCUUUCCCAGGGCAAAUGUAUGCAGGCCCAGGAUAUCAAGGUGUGCCGCACCAGGGACAGAUGUUUAACUAUUAUCAAACGAUGAUGCCUGGAUAUGGUCAGACUUUUAAUCCACAGCAAAUGCAGCAGCAACAACAACAGCAACAGCAGCAGCAGCAACAACAACAGCAGCAGCAGCAGCAGCAACAGCAGCAGCAGCAGCAGCAACAGCAGGGGAACAAUCAAACAAAACAGCAGUUACAUCAACAACCUCCUAUACCUGGAACUCCGAUGGCACUGGAUGAGGAUUCAGAUCUUCCUCCGCUGCCACCAGGUCCACCGCCAGCGGUUCAACAGACUCCACAACAUAACAAUCACAUGCAACAACAGCAGAUGUCUUAUCCGGGACUUAUGUACAACUCGUUCCCCUACAAUAAUUGGAAUGCAAUGCACAAUACUUCUCAAUACAACGGACAGAUCCGUUUCAAUCUGCCGAACAAGAAAACAGGUCUUGGAUAUACGCCAUCCGGCAAUAGUGGUGCCGCGAAGAAAAAGCGUAAGCGGAACAAAAAUUUAGCAGCUCAAUUCAACAAUAGCUUUCAGGAAAACACUCCAACAAUCGGCCCCUUCAUGCCUAAUGGGCCCAACGCGAAGUCAGUGGAACUGCCGCCGUUGCCGCCCGCGCAGUGUGAGGUGGCAGCUCCUCCGCCUCCGAGUGAGGAACCACCGCCUAGUGCCGUCGUGCCUGUCACCAAGGCGUCCAAGAACGCGGUUUCCAGUGCCAGCGUCGCUUCUUCUAUCACGACCACUCCCAGUCCGGUGGGAGACUGGCCUGACAGUUUGAAGAAUUACGUGAACCGAUGUUACGAGAAAUGUAAGACGGCGGUCGAUAAGGAUCAAGUCGAGAUCAUAUUGAAGGGAAAAAUCACGCGCGCUGCGAACGACGGUUCGCUCUGGGUGAAAGACUGGGAUAAGGAACCUCUGCCCAGCAUCCACAGCGAACGCAUGACUAUGAUAAUCAAACCUCAGAAGCCGGCGUUAAAGUUGGCGAAUCCUCUGGCCAGCCCACUGGUCAAUGCACAGGGAGGCCUGCGCAAGCCCGGCCUCUCCAGCUCUCUCGGGGCUCGGCUUGGCGCGCGUCUCUCUGUGACACACAGCAGGCGGUCGAGGUCGAGGUCGAGAUCUAGGUCGAGGUCAAGAUCAAGAUCCAAGUCGAGGUCGCGAUCCCGUUCGCGGUCACGCUCGAGAUCAAGGUCGACGCGUUCGCGCACACGUAGCCCGCCAUCGCGCAGAUACAACAGGCGCAGCACAUCUUCGUCGUCGAACAUUAGCGAUCGGGAACACGAUUACAAGGCAGUCAAAGUGAAAAAAUCCGCGCGCAACAACAACAAAGCGAAUCACAACAACAAGAAGACAAAGAAGAUUAAGCAGAAUAAGUCACAUUUCUAUUCCGAGUUUGGUUUAGCUACAGGCAAUGCGGACGAGUUGGGCACCAAGGAGAAGCUGCAGCAACGCGCUGCCAGAUUCAACGACGGCGUUUCCAGGACGGUGGCCAGCAGUGUCAGCGUUAGAGACGAUCCGAACUCGGUCGACUUCGACUUUACCGGACUCCACAUCGUCGGCACGUGCAAGGAUCUAGAGAAGCCUUAUUUGCGUCUCACAUCGGCUCCUGCUCCUUCUGCAGUUCGACCGGUAAGUGUACUUCAAAAUUCUUUGGCCCAUGUCAAGAAACGUUGGUUAGCCGACCAGGACUACAGAUAUGCUUGCGAUCAACUGAAAUCCAUUCGGCAAGAUCUUACCGUGCAAGGUAUCCGGGACGCGUUUACAGUUCAUGUAUACGAAACUCACGCUCGUGUAGCUUUAGAACGCGGCGAUCAUGAAGAAUUCAAUCAAUGUCAAACACAGCUGAAGAUGUUGUAUCAGGAUCUUGGGGGCGAAAACCGAUGCGAGUUCGUCGCGUAUCGCAUACUCUAUUACAUCUUCACAAAAAAUACUCAAGACAUGACGACAAUUUUAGCAGCACUUACGGCAGAGGACAAGAACGAUGAGUGUAUAAAGCAUGCAUUGAAAAUACGCUCGGCGUGGUGGUUGGGUAACUUCCAUGCUUUCUUCAAACUAUAUAGAACGGCACCACGAAUGUCCGCCUUUUUAAUGGAUUGGUUUGUCGCGAGAGAACGGAAGAAGGCAUUGAAAUUCAUGAUAAAGUCCUACCGGCAAAAUUUGGCGGUUCAUUUCGUCGUAGCGGAAUUGGCCUUUGAGUCUUCAGACAAGUUUUAUGAAUUUGUCAGUGAGUUCGGCUUGGUUUACGCUGAUCUCAUUCGACAGCAAAUCGACUGCAAGGCGAGCAGUGGUAGUCUAGGUGGUUGGUAGAAGGCAACGCCGCUCUACUCUCCUACCUUUACCCCUCGUGGCGAAAAAUAACGUAACACGCGAAAGAAAAAAAAGUCCUUCACACAUACACAUGCAUAUACAUGCACAAUAAAUGUGCAUCAUAUGUUUAUAUGCAUAUGUUUCCGGCAUGUUACGUGCGCGUGUACGACGCAUAUGCAUAUAUAUAUUUGACGGAUAUUCUAUUUCACUGUUACGCGUGUCACUAUAAAUUCUCCUCGCUCUCGGAAGCCGCACGGUGUUGAUUCCGUCUCUCGCAAACGAUCGUCAUCAUCCCACGGCGGUGCCACAAUUUUACAACUGUCAGGCACAAAGUCGAAAGCCUGGAACUUCGUCUUCGCAACUCCGAUCGUGCAUUUGUACAUAAACCACCCUUCGUUCGGUUUCCCCGCGCACACUUGUACUCGCAAGAGGACUUAUAUAUUGGAUUCUUCGUCGGGGGGCCGUGGAAUUGUACAAAAAUUGGGAUGGAUUAAUUUCCAUUCAUCCGGCGCUACCUCAGUAAAAAGAUUAAAUGAAAAAAAAAACUCCUUAUAAGGAUUAUCAUAACGCAAAUGGUAGAACCUGCAGUCUUUGCAAAAGAAAAACAAAGGCCAUUUUUCGUAUAUUCUCGGGACGAUUUGUCGACAGGACCGAUUGUCGACAGGAGAAACGAACCUCUCUCUUCUUUCCAAUCAUUGUUAGCGUGACGCGCGCACACACGCAUCACUGCCACAGUGAUCUAUCGAUGUUCCAAGUAUUCUUUUAAGUAUUACCACACGAACAAGCUGUAGCUAAUAUCCCGACUGAUCUACAACACAAAUCUUUUUCCCUUUGAAGAGAAGAGGACUCUAAUGAGGAUUUUGUUCCACGGAUUCGGAGAUUCGAUUCGCGUCUGAGAGGAAGAUAGCGAGAUGACUAUACGACACGCAACUUGUAUUCGUGAGAGACUCUCUUCUUAGUCAAUGAGGAACACAGGAUUUCCGGUUAAGUGACAAAAUGCUAUUUCUUGGACAACCCGAAGAAAACCGGUAGGAAAUCAGACUGAGAGGAGGAAGAAAAAGUAGCAGACUUGUUUCCCGGGACAUCGUUUUUCGGCUCGUUUUAUCGGAACAUCGUUAUUUGGUGCUGAACUACGUGUCAAUUUAAGAGAAAGCGUCUCUGGGUUGGGAACGAAGGCAGGAAGACCGAAGAUUUGGGAGAGCAUUAUUUCUGCCGGACGCGAUGAGCGGCGCUUCAUCGUUAGUUCUCCAACACGUGUUGAGUGAUUAAUUUUGUAAUUAAUUUUAUUCGCGUAAUUUUUUUUUUAUUAAAUAUCCAUGCGCGAGCUGUAGAUACUCGUCCACUUUGGAGUCGUCUUUUUCUCGUUGGACUUUCCAGGUGGCCGUUCUUCAUUUCCGUGCGCGCAUGGAAAUGAUGCAUCAUUGCGUUAUCAUACGAAUUUGGAAAGGGGGAUAAAUCCAUUGUACAAUAUUUACUCUUACGAUGUUGUGCAUAAUAAAUUAUUUAAUUUUC
This is a messenger RNA of Linepithema humile (Argentine ant), 4216 nucleotides long. RefSeq names its product leukocyte receptor cluster member 8 homolog. Gene Ontology annotation, cellular component: nucleus. Lineage: Eukaryota; Metazoa; Arthropoda; Insecta; Hymenoptera; Formicidae. The record is from RefSeq and is a predicted model, not a curated record.